Molecule: messenger RNA, 337 nt
Organism: Phanerochaete carnosa HHB-10118-sp
Lineage: Eukaryota; Fungi; Basidiomycota; Agaricomycetes; Polyporales; Phanerochaetaceae
Exons: 2
Coding region: 53-337 (94 amino acids)
Biological process (GO): protein ubiquitination; positive regulation of mitotic metaphase/anaphase transition; anaphase-promoting complex-dependent catabolic process
Cellular component (GO): nucleus; anaphase-promoting complex
Molecular function (GO): cullin family protein binding; zinc ion binding; ubiquitin protein ligase activity
Source: RefSeq, a predicted model, not a curated record
UCGACUUUCAUACGCGUCUUCUUCCAUCAACACUUAGAUCCAGCCUCCAGGGAUGAAAGUUACGAUAAAAAACUGGCACGCAAUCGCCCAAUGGCGGUGGGAUAUUGGCUCAAAUGAGGUGGACGACGAGGGCGACGUCUGUGGUAUUUGCCGUGUGCCUUAUGAAGGGUGCUGUCCUUCGUGCAAGAUGCCUGGAGAUGACUGUCCUCUAAUUUGGGGCGAAUGCAGCCAUGUCUUCCACAUGCAUUGCCUGUUGAAGUGGCUCGGGACAGCCGCUUCAAAACAACAGUGUCCCAUGGAUCGUAGACCCUGGGGUGAGAGUAUAGUAUCAUCAUAG